Molecule: messenger RNA, 2892 nt
Organism: Notodromas monacha
Lineage: Eukaryota; Metazoa; Arthropoda; Ostracoda; Podocopida; Cyprididae
Source: the annotation of a GenBank genome assembly
AUGAUGGACGAUUGUGUCAACUUGAUGAAUGAAGUCGUGGAGGCUAAGGCGCAGUCCGGAGAAGGAUUCGACAUUUACUCAAAUUUCCAGGCCCUCACCUUGGAUGUUAUUGGACGCUGCGCCCUUGCCAUGAAUAUCGACUGUCAAACCAACAAAGAUGCUCCGUUGGAAGCCAUCAUAUUUCCGUUGUAUCAACUUUUUUCACGUGGACCCAAGAUCGAAAGGAUCCUUUGUGAAAAUAUUUUGAAGGUGAUGAAAACGCGACGUCAAAACCCGGAGGCUUACAACACUGUGACUGAUGUUCUGCAGUUACUCCUGCAGUCUCAAACAGACAGCAGUUUUACGUCUGCGACUGAUGUACAGGAUGGAGAUCCUUUUAAAGCUGGAGGGGACAUUUUAAAUGAAGCAUCUGGCAAAGUGGAUUCUGAGAAAGAUGACGUGGCGAAAUUAACAGACGAAGAGAUUGCCGUGAAUGCGUGGAUGUUUCUUUUGGCUGGAUAUGAAACCACAUCGACCACUCUUGCUUUCACGAUGUUCCACUUGGCGAAGCACCCUGAAAUUCAAGAAGAAAUUCGGAUGGAAAUUCGUCAAGUUACAGGUAUUGACAAUUUGAAAGAAGCGUCGAAGAGCAUCACUUACGGACUUCUCAGCAAAAUGGAAUAUUUGGAGAAAGUCAUGGAUGAGAGCAUGAGGAUAAACCCAUCGGUAGUCAUGUUUGUUUCACGAAGAAGCGCUCAAGAUUACCCCAUUCCUGGAUAUCAAGGCAUGGUGGUUCCGAAAGAUGCAGUUGUCGAAGUUCCGGUGUGGCAGAUACAUCAUGACCCUGAACUUUAUCCCGAUCCGGAAAAGUUUGACCCGGAAAGAUUUACUCCGGAGGAGAAAGCUAAACGACACCCGAUGGCGUUCCUUCCUUUUGGAGCUGGUCCUCGAAUAUGCAUAGGGUUGAGAUUUGCAGUUCUGGAGAUAAAACUGUGCCUUGCGAAGCUACUGGCUGAAUAUUCAUUUGUCCCAGAUCCAGAAAAAUUUAAGGAUCCUUUGCCGACCGAGUUGCGUUUCGCCAUUAUGUACCCGUCCGAAGGGACAAUGUUCUGGUUGACGUUCCCUUUCAUCUUGGCUGUUUUUGCUGCCAUAGUUUCGUGGCAAGUACUCUCGAGGGCCGGCCACCUUGUUCAGGAAGAUUGGAUCAAGAAGUAUGGGAAAGUUUUUGGGAAAUACAAUGGAUUGCGGAAGCGCGUUGUGAUCGGAGACCUUGACGUGAUUCAACAAAUCCUCGUCAAAGAUUUUCAAGUUUUCACGAAUCGUCCCAUAUUGGGAAGAACUAAAAUGCUGGUCAACUUGACUAAUGAACGUUGGAAGGGUGUACGAAAAAUCUUGAGUCCGACGUUCUCCAGCCGGAAGCUCAAGAAGAUUUACGAAAUGAUGGACGAUUGUGUCAACUUGAUGAAUGAAGUCGUGGAGGCUAAGGCGCAGUCCGGAGAAGGAUUCGACAUUUACUCAAAUUUCCAGGCCCUCACCUUGGAUGUUAUUGGACGCUGCGCCCUUGCCAUGAAUAUCGACUGUCAAACCAACAAAGAUGCUCCGUUGGAAGCCAUCAUAUUUCCGUUGUAUCAACUUUUUUCACGUGGACCCAAGAUCGAAAGGAUCCUUUGUGAAAAUAUUUUGAAGGUGAUGAAAACGCGACGUCAAAACCCGGAGGCCCUCACCUUGGAUGUUAUUGGACGCUGCGCCCUUGCCAUGAAUAUCGACUGUCAAACCAACAAAGAUGUUUGUAUCUCCAUGCGAAAAUCUUUGGACGGAGCGUUGGAAGCCAUCAUAUUUCCGUUGUAUCAACUUUUUUCGCGUGGACCCAAGAUCGAAAGAAUCAUUUGUGAAAAUAUUUUGAAGGUGAUGAAAACGCGACGUCAAAACCCGGAGAAAAUGUUCUGGUUGGCGUUCCCUUUCAUCUUGGCUGUUUUUGCUGCCAUAGUUUCGUGGCAAGUACUCUCGAGGGUUGGAAAUGUCACGUUUUCCCUCAACGAGCGGGGAAAGAUGCGUGUUGGAGGAACCAUGGCGAAUUUUGCGAUUCAUGCGAUUUCUAAGUGCUGCUUUGGGGAGAUGAGCGCCUCCAACACUGCCGACAUUGUAAAAUCUUACGAUAUUGUAAUGGACGGAUUAAACGAACAAGCAUCAAGUGAAGGAUUUGACUCCGCUUUGGAAACGCUAAAAGGUUGCGUGAAGGAACUGGUGGAAAACAGGCUAGAAUCUCAUACGAAAGAUGGACUACUUGUCCUUAAAGCAAGCGACGAUGACAAAAUAUUUAUUGAUGCCAUCAUCGAAACAUGGGCGAAUGAAGUGGAUAAUGGAAAUAUUGAUAGUGUUCAUUGUAUGGAAUUUAUCCAGGCGGAUACCAUAAGUUAUUUCAUCGGCGGAUUUCAUACCACGGCAUAUAUGUUGACAUGGUGCCUCUAUUUUUUGGCGAAACACGCCGAAGUUCAGAGGAGAGUGCGUGACGAACUGGCUGAGCUGAUAGGAGAUGGCUCCUUGUCUUGCCGGAACUAUUCUGGGUUGAAAUACUGCCGAGCAGUGCUGGACGAAACGCUUCGUUGUGCAAAAGUUGCCCCAUUCGCUGCUCGAUGCAGUGAAGAUGAACAAAUCCUCGGGGGUUAUAAAAUACCCCCUGGAACACCAGUAAUACAAGCUAUUGGUGUCAGUAUGGACGAUCCGCAAUUUUUUCCUCGACCGUCUGAGUUUUCUUACAUGGAAGCGUUGGUCGUGCUGUACAUGAUCAUUGGAAGAUACCAGAUCCGUUUAGCAGAUACGAAUUGGGAGGCCGUUCCGAAGUUCGGCUUUGUGACCAAGUUGAGGGAGGAUUUCGAUAUCCUACUGGAAGAUAUGUCAAUGAAAGAAGACUAG